UCUUUCCCGGAAAAAUUCUGCAGAAAUUUCAGAAAUUUGAUUUUUCUUUCCUCGUCUCUCACAAUUUCUUCAAUAGCAUUUAAUUUUCACCCCAGAUCCCUAGUUUCCUUACACAUAUCCCUACCCGUUAAAUUUCGUAGACAACAAACUUAAUUGCAACAAGACGAAAACGAAUCCUUCUUUUUUUUUUUAAUAAUAGUAUUAAAUUUAACUAGAAAAAAAAACCCUUUUACUUUCUCUGUCUCCUUCUCUCUCCUCUGUUUUGUGUCUGCUACGGGGUCUCGUUUAAAGAAAUCAGCAAACCCAUGGAUUCUUCUGUCACUCUCUCGCAUGCACGAGAGCUCUCUUGUACGUUUAAUUUAUCAACCCCUUUUGUUUUCUUCCUCCCGUAAGCGACAAAAAUUACUCAUCUUUUUGAUUCCUCUGUUUCUCUCUCUCUCUGUUUCUCACUCUGUUUUCCGAUUUGAAAAAGCAAAAAGCACAAAGAGAUGGUCUUUCCGCUGCCCCCACAGGCAAAAGCAUGAGACUUGAGGAGUCGAAGAGGACGGAAUGGGUUGCGGAGGAUCCAAAGUCGACGACCAACCGCUUGUGAUUCUCUGUAGAGAGAGGAAAGAACUGAUCAAAGCGGCGUCGUAUCACCGCUCUGCUCUAGCCGCCGCUCACCUCGCUUACUUCCAGUCUCUCUGCGACGUCGGAGAGUCUAUAAAACGUUUCGUCGACGAGGAGUUAGUUCUCGCUGGCUCCAACAGCAACUCUUCUCCGGGCUCCCCGGUUCUCACUCUCCCUUCCGACGGAGGUAAGAAGAAGAAGAAACACAAGAUCUCCUCUUCUCCUUCCACCUCUGUUUCGCAUUCCGUCGUCGAAGAUGAAGAUGGAGAUGAAGAUGGGGAAGGCUCGCAUUUGCAUUUAUCCUCUGGAUCUGAGUUCGAUUCGGGAUCGGAAUCUGGAUCUGAUGAUUCGUUAGGUCAUCAUAUCCACAUCGAAUCCACCCCUAAAGCCGUAAAGGAACAACCUUUACCGGAAACUUAUCCUCCCGGUUACCCGCCAAGUUACCCGCCUGGAUAUCAACCGGGAUAUCAACCGGGUUACUCCUCCGGGUACCAGUAUCCGGCUGAAGGAUGGGGCUUUAUGGGAGAGAACCCGAAUCCGAACCCGUAUCAAGGAAUGUACUUCAUGAAGAAGUCAGCGCCACCGUCUCGUCCGGUAGUGUUUCAGCCGGAGAAUCAUCGAGUUGAGAACGGGCAGUGGCCACAGGAGAAUGGUUUUGGAUACUCUAACGCUGGGUACUAUGGUUAUCCGGAGCAGCGUAGAGCGCCGCCGUCUCCGGCGAGGCCUCCUCCUCCGUCUCCGCCUACGGUAUCCACUUGGGACUUUUUGAAUGUGUUCGACACUUACGAUUACAAUAGAGCCGGAGCUGGUGAAAGCUCCGGGUUUUAUCCGGCUACUGCUAGUAGUGGAGUUAAGUCUAAGUCGAGUUCAAGCAGUCUUGACUCGAGGGAAGUGAGGGAGAGGGAAGGGAUUCCUGAGCUGGAAGACGAGACAGAGCAAGAAACGUUGAGACAUUCCAAGAGGAAAGGCGGCGUUGUUGUUGAGAAGAUGAAAGAACAGCAUAUACCGGAGAACGAGUCCCAACAAGACGAUGUUCAGGAGAGGAAGAUCAAGAAGAGAGGAGGAGGAGGAGAGUCGGGUGAAGGAACAUCGAGGGAUGUGCCUAUGGUAGAGAGCUCUUUCAGUUCGAAGACAGUGUCUUCGUUUACGAGCAGCGAAGAAGGAUCUGAGUUUCACCAUGUUAAUGAAGUAGAAGAAGAAAGGAACGAUGAGGCUGUGGCUAGGAAGAGCGUUGGAGAAGUAGAGGAAGUAGAGUAUGUGAGGAAGAAAGGAGUGAGCUUUGAGUUGGAGGAGAAUAUAGCAACUUCUUUUGAUGUUGAGUCUUCCAAGAUAAGUAGCUUGUCUGCAUUGUCGGUUCAUGCAACUAGAGAUCUGAGAGAAGUUGUCAAGGAGAUCAAGAGUGAGUUUGAGGUUGCUUCUUCUCAUGGCAAGGAAGUGGCUGUCUUGCUUGAGGUCAGCAAGUUGCCUUAUCAGCACAAAACCUCUGGCCUUAAAGUUAUCUUGGCUCGGAUCAUGUACCGGAUAGCACCAUCCACAGUGUCAUCAACAUCACGGUCUCAGCCACAACCAUCAAUACGGUUAACAUCAAGGAUACUGAAAAUAGCAAAAUCAUACAACAACGUUGAGGAUGCUCCAGAAGGCUUCACUGCAAACCUCUCAUCAACCCUGGAGAAACUCUACGCCUGGGAAAAGAAACUGUACAAGGAAGUCAAGGAUGAAGAGAAGCUUCGAGUUAUCUAUGAAGAAAAGUGCAGAACACUGAAGAAACUAGAUAGUCUCGGUGCAGAGUCUAGCAAGAUUGAUACUACUCGAGCUGCCAUAAGGAAGCUGCUUACCAGACUCGAUGUCUGUAUAAGAUCCGUUGAUUCCAUUUCAACUAGGAUACAUAAACUGAGAGACGAAGAGUUACAGCCCCAACUCACUCAGUUGAUUCACGGGUUGAUAAGAAUGUGGAGAUCGAUGCUAAAGUGCCACCAGAAGCAGUUCCAGGCCAUCAUGGAGAGCAAGGUCCGAUCUCUCAGAGCAAACACGGGCGGCUUACAAAGAGACUCAGGCCUCAAAGCGAUACUCGAUCUCGAGAUGGAGCUAAGAGAGUGGUGCAUCAGCUUCAACGACUGGGUCAACACUCAGAAACUAUACGUGGAGUCUCUAAACGGUUGGCUCUCGAGGUGUCUCCACCACGAGCCCGAGUCAACAGAGGACGGUGUGGCUCCUUUCUCUCCCAGCCGCGUCGGAGCACCGCACGUUUUCGUCAUCUGCAAAGACUGGCAAGAAGCGAUGGAGAGAAUCUCGGGAGAUAGCGUCACCAACGCGAUGGAAGGCUUUGCAGCGAGUCUGCACGAGCUGUGGGAGAGGCAAGACGAGGAGCAGAGGCAGAGAGUGAAAGCGGAGUACGUGUCUCAUGAUUUCGAGAAACGGUUGAACGAUCUUCGGAUGGAGAGGGCGAGAGUUAGGAUGAGAAACGAGCAAGACGGUUCGGAGAGGAGCGUGGUUGUGUCUGAGAGCGGUGGGGGUGGGGUGUCGGCGCUUGAUGAUUUGAAGGUGGAUUUGGAUUCGAUGAGGGAGAAGCUGGAGGAAGAGAGAGCGAGGCAUAAGGAGGCGGUUAAACUAGUGAACAAUGCAGCUUCGAGUAGCUUACAGUCUGGUUUAGUGCCCAUCUUUGAGGCUUUAGGUAAUUUCACAUCACAGGUUGUGAAAGCUCAUGAACAUGUUAGGUUUCAAUUGCCUCAGUCUUCUUCUUCUUCAUGAAAAAAAAGGCUUUGAUGGUUUUUGAUUUUUUUGCAUCAGAAAAAAAAUUUUGGUAAUGAAAAAAAAAUUAGAUUCGGCUUAGAAAAAAUUGUUUGUAUAUUGUUAAAUCUCAAUUUAUAAUAUUCAUUGAUUGGUUGAUUA
Molecule: messenger RNA, 3498 nt
Organism: Raphanus sativus (radish)
Lineage: Eukaryota; Viridiplantae; Streptophyta; Magnoliopsida; Brassicales; Brassicaceae
Product: protein ALTERED PHOSPHATE STARVATION RESPONSE 1
Exons: 4
Coding region: 550-3357 (935 amino acids)
Source: RefSeq, a predicted model, not a curated record